Messenger RNA from Athene cunicularia (burrowing owl), 2587 nucleotides. Its product is annotated as C-C motif chemokine 21-like. NCBI's taxonomy places the organism in Eukaryota, Metazoa, Chordata, Aves, Strigiformes, Strigidae. Gene Ontology annotation, molecular function: chemokine activity; CCR chemokine receptor binding. The record is from RefSeq and is a predicted model, not a curated record. Gene Ontology annotation, cellular component: extracellular region. Gene Ontology annotation, biological process: cellular response to interleukin-1; inflammatory response; immune response. The coding region runs from base 1172 to 1633 and encodes 153 amino acids. The transcript has 4 exons.
GCUGGGGAUGGGAUGGCAUAAGGGGCUCCUUUCUGCUGGAGGCUGUCCAGGGGGGCUGGAGAGAUGCUGGGGCCUGUCUCUUCUCAGGGAGGCCCUGGGGCAGAGUGAGAUGCAGUGGCAGAGGAUGCAUCAAGGGAAAUUCCAAUUAAAUAGUGGGGAAAAUGUUUUCAACAUGAGAACAUUUUAAGCACCGAAACAGGUUGCCCAAAGCAGUUGUGAAACCUUCAUCCUAGGUCUCUUCCAGAGCAUGCCCUGGUGAUCACAUGAAAAUGUGGAGGUCUUUGACCAUCCCCUCCUCAGAGCAGGACCAGUGUUACACUGGGUUUCUUAGGGUUUCUUGUUUGGCCACGUGGCCAUCUCUUUGGGUGGCCUUUGUCACCACAGGGGUACCCUACAGGCUCCUGUUCAACUUCCACAGGUUCACUUUUCCAUAGCCCCCAUCUUGCCAGGCAUGUCCAACCCAUCCAGCUGCACAGGGUCAUGCCAUCCUGCCUGUGGCACUUUGCAUCUUGUCUGCAUUAAACCUCAGGAGGUUCCUGUCAGUCCUUUCCUCCAGCUGGUCAAGGUGCUUGCUCAUCCUCAGCUCCCCGCAGUUUGGUAUCAGCACCAACGUAUGGUGGGCUGUGUUAUCUCCCUCAGUCCCAUUUGCAGUCUGGCCCUUGCACACCCCAGCCCUACAGAUGUGUUCAGCUGUCUGGGGAGGUCUCUGAGGCAGCCUGAGAGGGAUGGGGGCUCAAGGGGCUGGGAUGUUGGGUCACCCUGAGCCUCUUCUCACAGGUCCACAGCUGGGUGGCUUGGCUUGGGAGCAAAGCAUAAGGUGGGGGAGCAAAACAGAUUGACUCCUUGGUUUCCCUAAUGGCUUGGCCACCUGCCAGGGUCCCUGCCUGGGGAGCAAACAGUCAAGCAGCAACACCCGACCCUCCAAGAACAGGUAGUGGCAGGUUGCAAGACAUGGUAGGAAACUGGAGCUCACAAACUCAUCUAGCCGUGAUGGGGGCUGUGUCUCCGGUGUGCCCCCUGCCUGGCACCCCAUGCUGUGAUGAGCAGCUGGGAACAAGACAGGACGCAUCUGUAAAGGGGGGCUCACAGCUUACAGGAAUCCCCCACCCUCCCGCUUGUCCAUCACCCAGCCCUUGGCUGGCUGGUGGGCUGCCUGCCAGGCUGACUGAAAAUGAAAGCAAAGAGUGCAGAGAUAAAUAGGAGCAGCCUCGGCACAAGGCAGCAGUGUGCGUCCUGCUCCCCCGCCUUGCCCAGCUCAGCACCCGCAGCACCCACCAUGGCUCUGCGCCUCCUCCUGCCACUGCUCCUGAUAGCUGCCACCUUCCUCAUCGCCCAGGUUCAAGGCAUUGGCAGCUCAGCCACAGACUGCUGCCUGAAGCACAGCCGAAAAACCAUUCACAGUGGCUGGGUGAAGUCCUACAGGCUCCAGGGACCCGAGUCAGGAUGUGUGCUGCGUGCUGUCGUGUUAACCACCAAGAAGAACAAGAAAAUCUGCGCCUCACCCGCUGACCCUGCCAUCCAGAAGCUGAUGCAGAACCUGGACAAGGUCAAGAAUGACAGGAAGGACAAGAAGAAGGGACAGUCCCCACGUGCCAGAGGCGUACCCAAGCGGCUGAAGCGGCAGAGGGUCUAAGUCAGGCCUGAAGAGGACGGAUGCUUUCCCCACCAAUGACUGACCCACCGCCUGGCAAUGGAUAUCCACAGACAACUCACCUGCCUGCCAGCCCCAAGGCAAGGACGGGGCUGGCUGAGGGGGCUGCCCUCUGCUCCGCAGCCCACUUGGGGUUGCUGUGCCUGCUGCAGAGAUGCCCCAGCCAGGACCACCUGCACUGGUUGGGUCAUCUCAGUGGUGGGGGGCACCCAGGUCCUCACUCGCCUGAUGGCCACACUGGGGGACCUGGACCUGCAUGGGAGCUGAGCCAUGGCCCCAGGGGGGGAGUGGGCAGCCUUCCCACCAGAGGGGAUUUCUGUAGCCUGGCAGGAUGGCAGCUUUUCCUAUGACUUUUUUUGGGGAGUUUUAUACAUUUGUAUUUAUAUUUAAAGACUGUGCUUUCAUUCAGUCUUCCUGGAAGGCUUUACUUCUGGCUCCUUGUGCUUCACAGAGUACCCUUUAUGCUGCAAGCUGGCUUUUCUGGAAGAUUGCUCUUAUUUUUCUACCAAAUAAAUGAUGGCUGGGUUUCAUUUCCCUCUCACCCGUUUGCUCCUUUUUGGCUUGCAAGGGCCAUGGGGUGCCAGACAGGUCCCAUGUCCCCGUGGUCCUGCCUGGGAUGCUUGCUGGGUGCUUUCUUGCAGGGCAAUUAAUAGUGGCUAAGAUGGAGAUUUUGAGGAAAGUGGGGGUGGCAGUGUGGCUAUAUGUCUGGGCUGUUCUAGGCUUUCUUUUCAUUUUUUAUAGUGUGCUGUUGCAGUGUAGUUUGCAAGAAGUUUGUCCCUGUGAUUUUUUAAUUUUUUUUUUUUUUUUUUGGUACAAAAGUGCAAUGAAAUCAGAACAAAUUUUUCAUUCUAUUGGAAUUUUACCCUUUUAUCUCCCUUGAUUUUGCUGUUAUCAGAGAUUCAGACAUUAUUAAACCAAAUGCCUAGUUUUCUGAAA